GUAUCUUCAUUAGAACAUGACAAUCAACAAUUCAAAAUGCUUCAGAUUUGGGACUGCAAAAUUUAGAAACAGAUGAUUUUGUUAAAUAAAGGCUUUUAUUAUUCAAUCAGCAUACCUCCUCACAUGCAUAUUGACCUCAAUAACAUGGAGAGAUACAUGUAUGCUAUAUGCCAUGUAUCUAUGAAAUAUUAGGAGGAAACUUAAAAAUGGGAUUAAAAAUGAUUUAAAAAAAAUCUCAAUCACACUAUAGCUUUAUAACUUUAAAUAUGCAUACAUUUCCCCAAAUACUUCAUAUGGAAUUAUGAUUACCAAUCAUUGUAAACCAGAACUGCACUUGGAUUUCAUUGAUUUAUUGUUUUUCAUGCAUACUGUUUGUGCAAUAUCAAUGUCUUAUAACAGACUGAUUUUUUCAACCCAUGGCCUAAUUGACAGUCACCAUCAUGCAACCAUUAUAGAAGGGAAUUUUAUUAAAAUGACAGUUACAUGUGUGACAUUAGUAAAUUCAUCAAAUAAUUGAAGAGUGUCCAUCACUUUGUCCAUGUUUAAACAAACCCUGAAGUGGUCUAUUUUCUUGUCUAUGAUGACAUGAAGAACUUCAUUGAAAAGAUAUUUGCAAGUUUCCUGCGGGAUAGAUUCUGCUGUGAUUUAUGGUAAGGUGCCUGAUGGCUGAAUGAGUACACUACAGAAUCAUGAAAAUAUACUGUAUUUUUUCUAAAAUAUUGUGUAAUGCAGACGUGUUCUCCUUCAUUAAUUUUCUUCUUGUUUUUGUUCUUUGUUCUGUUUUUUAUACAGAUUAUUGUUUGACAGAGUCAACUUGACAUUCUACGAUAACAACACCCUAUCCUUUUAUCCACGAUAUUACUAUUCAUUUGAUGAGGAGAAAUCGGUCGGGCCAGAAUCUGAUACAAUAAUCACCUUGAAUAUGCCUUUAGUGACAGUAGCAUACUUUGUGAGGAACUUUGGUCCACUUGUCCAGUUUCCCGUCAAUGCUCUCUUGGAGGGGUUAGGUGAGAGACUCACUCUAAACCUUACAGUAGAUCAGAUACUCUGGGGUUAUGAUGAACCCCUUUUCAAACUUAUUCAGCCAAUAAUCAGCAUUCCAGGCUUUGAUGAAGGGAAGUUUGGCUUCCUCUUACAGUUCAAUUAUACAACAUUGAACCUGUACACUGUGAAUACUGGAAAAGAAAACCAGUCGUUGCUGAAUGACGUUGUUAACUUCCAGGGCUUGCCUCAACUUGACUGGUGGGGAACACCAGCAACGAAUGAAAUUUUAGGAACAGAUGGUACUAUGUAUCACCCGUAUAUGUCAAGAGAAGAAAAUUUAUAUCUCUUUCAUCCAGAUCUUUGUAGGUAAGUGAUCAUCAUAUAUAUUUUCAAAACAGAUUCCAUGAUUCAAUCCAUGUAAGAAGUGCUGAUACCCUUCACUUACAUUUGUGAUGAAGAUGAUUACAAUCGCUGAUGUGGUUUACGGUACACCAUGUGGAGUAUUAUAGAAACAGUGGAUAGAAGAAGAAAAAUAAAUGGAUAGGCGAGAAAGUGGAAAUUUGAGAGUAGAGUAAUCUUUAUUGAAUGUAGUCCUGAAAAGGACUGUAAACCAGAAGAGAUUGAUGAGUUGAAACAGCUUGAGUAGUAGGAUGGAUAAGGAGAUGCUGGCUUGAGUCGGCGAGUAGAGAUGAUGAGCAGAAGCAGUAGAGACUCGACGUUUCUGGCAAGUUGAUUGUCCGUCUCCUGAAGACAGACAGUCAACCUGCCCGAAAAUGAGAAUUGGAGAUCAUUUAUUCCAAAUGUCAUGUAUUCUCCAUUUUGCCAAUAAGCCUGAUAUCUGCAAAUAAUUCAGGGUAAGGGUCACAACCAUCCCAAAGAAUUCAGAUUUCAAACUCAAAGGAUUAAAGAAAAAUGAAAACAGUACCCUGAGUGGGUUUUAGGAGAAACUUUUGCACUAACAAUGCACUAACAGAGGCCCUGUUACAACCGGUGACGUGGCAGCGAUACCUAAUGUACAAGAAUGCAUUUCUUACACAUUGAAAUAAAUGUUUUGACUUCUCAAUUUGAAAGAUUGACUGGGUUUACUAUUAGCACUCUGUUUAUAGGCUCUCGUUUCUGUGCAGCCAGCACUGUAACAUAGGAGCAUUAGAUGUUACUCAAGUAUGAUACACAUUAUUGCAAAUAUACCAAAGCUUUUGUUGGGCUUUUAUAGAUCAUCAAAUUAUUGACAGGAUCUGCAAAGUUGUUAAGUAGUACAUUUCAAUAUACCAAUAUGUUUUUUGUGGUAUAUUACAAACAUAAUUUUUAGAACCCUUUCCCUAGCAUAUUAAACCUUUCUUAUGUAUGCUUAAGUGCAUUUGCCAUUAAUCUAUUAAGCACACGUAUAUAAAUAUUGAUCUUGAUAGAUUAGUGUAAAACAAUUCUCCAUAUGCCAUUUUUAAAAAGAAAAGUAAACAAUACCAAAUGUACUAUGAAGUGCAGGAUAAUUAUUUAAUCUGUGUAUUCAGGACUCCACACUAAUCCUUUUUUCUACUGGUCCAACACGUUCAUGUUGGACCAACAAUGUCCCACCUGCAUAGCAGAGUGAGACUAUAGGCGAAGGUUAAGUUUUUGAAAUGACAGCAUAACUUAAAAAGUAUAUGGACCUAGUUCAUGAAACUUGGCCAUAAGGUUAAUCAAGUAUUACUGAAGAUCCUGCCUGAGUUUCAGGUCACAUGACCAAGGUCAAAGGUCAUUUAGGGUCAAUGAACUUAGACCAUGUUGGGGGAAUCAGCAUCAAAAUCUUAACCUAAGGUUAAGUUUUUGAAAUGUCAUCAUAACUUAGAAAAUAUAUGGACCUAGUUCAUGAAACUUGGCCAUAAGGUUAAUCAAGUAUCACUGAACAUCCUGUGCAAGUUUCAGGUCACAUGAUUAAGGUCAAAGGUCAUUUAGGGUCAAUGAACUUUGGCCAAAUUGGGGAUAUUUGUUGAAUUACCAUCAUAACUUUGAGAGUUUAUGGAUAUGAUUCAUGAAACUUGGACAUACAAGUAAUCAAGUAUCUUUGAAGAUCCCGUCAUAGUUUCAGGUCACAUGACCAAUGUCAAAGGUCAUGUAAGGUCAUUGAACUUUUGCCAUUUUAGAGGUAAUCAUUAGAUUGCUGCCAUAACUUUCAAAGUUUAUAGAUAUAGUGUAUAAAAUGUGGAUAUAGGGGUAAUCAAGUAUCACUGACGAGUUUUUGGUCACAUGAUCAUGGUCAAAUGUCAAUGAACGUAGUAUUGUAUCAUUAUAUGAAUGGUGUUUUUUGUGAAUAAUUAUUUUAUAGUAGUUUUCAAAGUCAGCACUGCUGCUAUAUUGAAUCGCGUGAUGCAGGUGAGACCGCCAGAGGCAUUCCACUUGUUCCAUAUAUUUUACUGUUUGGAUCCCAAAAUUUACUGGUCCCAAAGAAUUUAAUGAAAAACAUAAAAAGACUUGGGUUUAUUUUGCUGUCUUUUAUUGCUUAUUGUUACCCAACCCCCCCCCCCCCCCCCGG
Lytechinus pictus (painted urchin) is the source of this 3493-nucleotide messenger RNA. RefSeq names its product scavenger receptor class B member 1-like. The transcript has 4 exons. Gene Ontology annotation, molecular function: scavenger receptor activity. Bases 923 to 1354 code for a protein of 143 amino acids. The record is from RefSeq and is a predicted model, not a curated record. Gene Ontology annotation, cellular component: cytoplasm; membrane. Lineage: Eukaryota; Metazoa; Echinodermata; Echinoidea; Temnopleuroida; Toxopneustidae.